Messenger RNA from Adineta ricciae, 1338 nucleotides. The record is from the annotation of a GenBank genome assembly. NCBI's taxonomy places the organism in Eukaryota, Metazoa, Rotifera, Eurotatoria, Adinetida, Adinetidae.
AUGAGUGCAACUUGGGUAACACUUACUUUGUACUUUAUGAUCACUUAUCUAGCAUGUGAAGUACGAGGGGACACGUGCGACACAUACAAUCAUCCACAAUAUGGUAUCGGCCAAUGUACUGAGCAAAGUCAAUGUCCGAAUGAACUGUAUUUAACUGGUUUAUGUGAAUCACAACCGACUAAUAUUCAAUGCUGUUUUUCAUCAGAAACACGUCAUGAAGAAUUUCGAGCUAUUUGGAUAGCAACUGUGAAUAAUAUCGACUGGCCAUCGUCGAAAACAGCUACACCAGCUGCACAACAGGCCGAAUUGAUCAAUAUUCUGAAUACAGUACAACGACUAAAUAUGAAUGCUGUCAUCUUCCAAGUUCGUCCGGCUGGAGAUGCUCUCUAUGCAUCUACACUUGAACCGUGGAGUUUCUACUUGACCGGUACACAUGGCGCUGCACCUACGCCGUUCUGGGAUCCACUAGCAUUCAUCACUACCGAAGCACACAAACGAAACAUUGAAGUUCAUGCUUGGCUUAACCCAUAUCGGGCACGUAUGACCGGUGCUACCUAUGAAUUAGCUUCGAACCAUAUGGGCAAAAUUUUUUCAAAAUAUGCGUAUCCAUAUGCAAAUCACAUAUGGAUGGAUCCAGGUUCAGUCGAAGUUCAACAAUUUACAGUAAACGUUACCGAAGAUAUAGUUCGACGAUAUGCUGUCGAUGGCAUUCACAUCGAUGAUUACUUUUAUCCAUACAGUGAUGGCACUGAGUUUCCAGAUGAUGCCACAUAUGCUGCUUAUCAAGCACAAGGUGGUACUCUGGACAAAGCUGACUGGCGUCGUUCAAACGUGAAUACACUCAUACAAACAAUGUACACGAGAAUGCAUGUCGUCCGACCAAAGAUAAAAUUCGGUAUUUCACCGUUCGGAAUCUGGAAGAGUGGUGUACCAGCUGGUAUAAGUGGUCUUUCAUCAUAUGAUAGUUUAUAUUGUGAUAGUCGAAUGUGGUUAGAACAAGGACUAGUUGAUUAUAUGGCGCCCCAGUUAUACUGGCAGAUCGAUCCCCCAGCUCAAUCGUAUCCAGUUUUGCUCGAUUGGUGGAUAAAACAAUCGGCGAAAGGUCGUCAUGUCUACGCCGGAAACGCUGCCUAUAAGAUGGCUCAAGGUUCUAAUCAAUGGCAAGUGAGUGAAAUCGCCCGUCAAAUCAAUGUGACUCGUUCCAUGCGUGACCGAUUCGCCCUGGGUAAUAUUUAUUUUUCUACUAAAGAAAUCAUGAACAACGUCAAAGGUAUUCAAACAGUACUUGCUGACUAUUACAAACAAAAAGCUACUAUCCCGAAAAUGCCCUGGCUUUAG